This is a messenger RNA of Oryza brachyantha (malo sina), 1710 nucleotides long. Its product is annotated as probable protein phosphatase 2C 27. Gene Ontology annotation, molecular function: protein serine/threonine phosphatase activity; cation binding. NCBI's taxonomy places the organism in Eukaryota, Viridiplantae, Streptophyta, Magnoliopsida, Poales, Poaceae. The transcript is spliced from 4 exons. Bases 300 to 1361 code for a protein of 353 amino acids. Gene Ontology annotation, biological process: protein dephosphorylation. The record is from RefSeq and is a predicted model, not a curated record.
CCCUCCUCCUCCGCUUUGCUUAAUCGCGUUCGCCUCUCCUCGCCUCGCUUAUUAGUGCUAAUAAAUCUUCUCCCGUAUCAAGCUCUCGCUUCCUAGAUAUUCCCAAGAAUCUUCUCCUCUUCUUCCAUUGCUCCCUCCCUCCCUCCCCAUCCCGCUCGGAUUCGUCUCCGGUUCGGUCUCUUCUCGUCUCUGCUUCAUCUCUUAUCCUCUUUCCUUCCCCUGCUCCGACCAGGACUCUGCAGCAGCAGCUGUUGCAAGAGAGGGAGAGGGAGAAGAGCUAAGGCUUGCGCGGCAGCGGCAUGUGCGUGGAGGAACUCGACGGCACGGAGAGGCUCGAUUUUGGGAAGGCGGAGGAGGUCGAGGCGCCGGCAGAUUUCGCGAUGGAGAAAGUUUGUGAGAGCUCAGCAUCUCUUGACUUCAAGCAGACUAAGUUGAGCAGUUUUCUGCCGGUUAUCCGGUCAGGGGAUUGGUCUGAUAUUGGAGGCCGCGAUUACAUGGAAGAUGCCCAUGUCUGCAUAUCAGACCUAGCUAAGAAUUUUGGUCAUAACAGGGUGGAUGAUGAAAUCAUAUCCUUUUAUGGGGUCUUUGAUGGGCAUGGUGGAAAAGAUGCAGCUCAUUAUGUGCGUGAUAAUUUGCCGAGGAUUAUUGUGGAAGAUGCUGACUUUCCUCUUGAGCUUGAGAAAGUAGUGAGGAGGUCCUUUGUGCAAACUGACAGUCAAUUUGCAGAGAGGUGCUCUCAUCAGGAUACACUUUCUUCUGGAACAACAGCACUUACAGCAAUGAUUUUUGGAAGGUCUCUUUUGGUUGCUAAUGCUGGUGAUUGCCGAGCAGUUCUGUCAAGGCGUGGUACGGCAAUCGAAAUGUCCAAGGACCACAGGACUUGCUGCGUCAACGAAAGAAAGCGUAUAGAAUCACUCGGUGGCUUUGUCGACGAUGGCUACUUGAAUGGUCAGUUAGCAGUCACUAGGGCACUAGGUGACUGGCAUCUCGAGGGCCUGAAAGAAAUGGGCGAGCCAGGCGGCCCCUUGAGCGCAGAACCAGAGCUCAAGAUGAUCACGCUGACGAAAGAGGACGAGUUCUUGAUAAUAGGAAGCGAUGGCAUCUGGGACUUCUUCUCGAACCAAAAUGCUGUGGAUUUCACGAGGAAAAGGCUCCAAGAGCACAACGACCUGAGGUUGUGUUGCAAGCAGAUCGUCGAGGAGGCGAUAAGGAGAGGGGCCUCGGACAACCUAACGGCGGUGAUGGUCUCAUUCCACCAGGAGGCCCCUCCUCAGCUCAGAGUGAACAGGAUGGGGAGGGUCGAGCGGAGCAUAUCAGCCGAAGGGCUCCAUAGCCUCAGGGUGCUCCUGGAAGGGCAAUGAUAGCUCCACUGCUAUCAGUCUUGAUGCUGUCCAGAAUUUGAGAGGAAACUGUAUGUAGUGAUUUCGGCAUCUUGCAGCUUGUUUUAUUCAACCCAUCCAUUGUCGACAUGCCAGUGUGUGUUCUUGUGUGAGAAUAAAACCAACGAACCUGAGAUCUCACUUUCCAUUGUGAGGCUCAGGCACUGUAAAUAAGUUGGGAGAUAGGUAAGAAGUGUGAGUAUGUGCAUCCAGGGGGCUUUGAGGCUCAUUAUGCGAUGUAUUGCCCUGUCUUCUGUAAAAAAAUAAAUACCGGGAUUGUUAGUGUGAUUGAAAGUUCUAUCUGUAGCAUGAACUCCUCUUUGGCUGUUCA